Molecule: messenger RNA, 3474 nt
Organism: Bombyx mori (domestic silkworm)
Lineage: Eukaryota; Metazoa; Arthropoda; Insecta; Lepidoptera; Bombycidae
Exons: 7
Coding region: 2355-3077 (240 amino acids)
Molecular function (GO): N-acetyltransferase activity
Source: RefSeq, a predicted model, not a curated record
UCAGUCUGUAAAUUUUUAUAUAUUCGUUUCGGAAGUAUCAUUAUAUUUUUCAGAGACGUGUUUAAAAGCAAUCUCUAGUUUCAAUACGUAACGUAAUCUUAAGACAUCUCAAGUUAAUGAACUCACCAGUCUGGUGUGCUUAUCGGGCCGAGGGCCGAACCUCCUGCGUGAUCUCCGUGCCUAUGUGGUGCGCGGUAUAGGAAUGUGGGACUUGACGACCUACAGAUAUAGGGAGCAGACCUUGGGCCCAAGGAUCUUUUAAGGCCCUACUGCAUUAAACGAUUCCCAUGCACUUUUACACCCGACGCCCGAUCGCCAUCCGGGGUUAGAACCCGAUCGAAGUGGGGGUUCCGAGUGUCAACAAGUACCUAAUACUACCACGUCAAGUACUGAAUUCGUAUAAAUUAGAUUCUUAAUGUUGAUAAUGUUUCAAAUUUCAUAGACAGCACUCCGAACCAAAUUAUCCAUUCUGAAGGAGCUCGGUAUUUCAAGGCUGUCUGCUAUCUGCUUCCAACGAACUUAGAGAAGCUGAUGCUAGUCGGUCAGGUCAAUGGGAGAAGAUCAUGCGGACGCUCACCCACCCCGCUGGUCUGAUCUGGUAAUGAUGCUCACGGCCUGCCAAUAAAUGAGGCUAGAAAGACCACCGAGGACGAGAAGGCGUGGGGAUGUAUGGUGCAUCGAGUGGUCAACAUUUUAAACUUGAUACGAUUGUUAGAGGAGAGGAGAAGAUUGUUCAUAAUAUUAUGGACCACUACUCAGCAUAAUGAACAACAAAGAGGAAAUCUAGUUAUUUCCGUAACAAGAUCUAAGGAAUACGUCAAAGAGAUUGUAACUGUACUUGAGACCUUAGAACUUGUAUCUCAAGGUGGAUGGCGCAUUUACGUCGUAGAUGUCUAUGGGCUCCAGUAACCACUUAACACCAGGUGGGCUGCGAGCUUGUCCACCCAUCUAAGCAAUAAAAAAAAUCCUAAGCGAUGUUUUUUGCAUUGUGCGAGCAUGGUACGGCCUGCCUCGUCCAACAAGAAUACAUCGGCGAUAUAUAGUACGAAUAUGCAAUGACUGAUGCGCUCAACGCCUGUGUGCUAAGUGCCAGUUUUUUAACGUUCUCGAUAACGUAAAAGUUAACCCUAAUUUGUAUGGUGUCGUGGCGUGCAAUCUCUUUGACAGGGCAUAAGACCUACAACGACUAGACAUAGACUAAGACAGACACUUGACAAGAAUUCAAAAAUAAAGAGAAAUGGAAAGAAAUGGAAGUAGAGAAAGAGAAAUGGAAAGAGGGCGUACGUGACUAGCAGCAGGCGGUACUUUUUUUGAUUUCCUUAUAGACAGGCACGAACCAGACGACAAGGAACGAAUUGACCGUUCUCAUCUAUACUAAUAAUAUAUAAAUCUACAGUGUUUUUUACGGAUGUUCCGUUAUAACUACGGAACUAUGCAUCCGAUUGACUUGAAACUUGGUAUCCAUGUACAAAAUACAUGUACUUAAUGGAUAGGCUAAUAUUUAUAUGAGUGUUGGACUCCCUACAUCAGUUACGGGGGCUGCAAUGAUGAGAAUCUUUGUGGGGGUGAGAAAUAAUAAUGUUAAUUUUAAAUGCCCAGCGAAGCGGACGGGUACAGCUAGUAUGCACAUAAAAUAGACGACAAAAGAACUAAUCGACCGUUCAUAUGGAGUUGGAAGGUUUGUCUACGUUUUCCGCUAGGGGCGCUGUUUAAGUUAGCUUUGACGCUAUAGAGAACGUUAAAAAACUCGCACUAAAAAACCACACUGAAGCCAAAUCUUUAACUCUGUUCGCGAACCGAACCUGAAACGGCUCGAAGCGACUGGGAGCGCUAAACGAUGCAAUGGAAUGUCUACAAAACAAUUCAAGAUUCCUCGGAUGCCGGCCCAGGGCGUUCAGCGCUUAAUGAAAUUCAACCGCAGGCGAUUACCUCAUAACGAAAUUAGGCUGGGGUCACACCAGGAGAACCAGCUCACGGUCGGCGAUGUGCGCGAAGGGCGAAGACUAAAACAGCUGAGUGUUUUUUCUCCUCUGUCUGUCAGCCGAUUUUCUCUUUUUAUUUAGUAGUUUCUGAAAAUAUUUAGUGUUGCCAAAUAAAAAAAAUCCCAACUCUGUAAGUAAAAAAAAGGUUAAUAACAAAAGAGACAAUGUAUUAUAUAAAAUGAAUCUUGAAGUGUCACAUAUUAGGGAAGAAUGUCGACCUUUAGGUGGGAGCUAGUUUUUAUUAAUCUAAUAUACAAAAUAAAAUGCUAAUGCUCCGUUGUAACCGCACCUCAUUGAGCCUUCGUCCCGGAACACCCCAGGGGAAUCACUCAGCACUUAGCAGCCGAGACAAACGGACAAACACUCCUAACGAUGGUUUUCUUGCGACCAACGAACAUGGCCUACCCAGCCAUCUGGCGCAGGUUCACCGUCAGACGCGACGGGGUUACCACACUCCUCCGCAUCCAAGAUCUAACGGAGGACUUGCGUGGCGCUGCGUUGGCGCUAAUGGAGAAAUACUUCAUGAGUGAUGAGCCCCCCUGUAAAUUUAUAGGUAUUCACAACCACCCUCGAGCUGUGGCGGAACUGAAGAGUCUCUGGAGCAAGUCGGUUAAGGACAAUCUGUCUCUAGUCUGCGUGAAGGACAACGAUGACAGUGACCCGACCGUGGUGGGAGUGAAUGUCCUGACCGUGGUCUCUAAAGCAGACAAGGAGGAAGUCUUUCAGUCGGACGACAAGGUCUGGUCCAUGCUGUUUGGAGCCGUGGAUUUAGUGGCCAGGAGCGUGAAUAUCUUCGAGAAGUACGACGUGGACAAAUACUUGACUGCGUACGGACUGGUCGUGGAUCCUGAAUGGAGGGGCCUGAAUAUCGGAAAAGAAUUGUUGGAGACGAGGAUCCCUCUAUGCAGAGCCAUAGGGGUGAAAGUGACAGCCACCGUAUUCACUGCUGGAGCUUCUCAAGCCGUAGCUAAGAAAGCUGGUUUCGAAGUCUUAUUCGAAAUAACAUACGAAGAACUAGCCAAGAAAGGCUUCGUAUUUCCGGGGAUUGAAAAAGACACGAAAUCUUCCAAGCUGAUGGCUCUCAUGAUUGAUUAGUCGAAAUUAACGCCACCUACCUAGCACAUCCUUAUGUAUACGGCUCUGUCUCACUCUACUGUCACCAAUUCUUUUAUCGAUUCUAAAGGUUAUCGAUUCAAUUUCGAACAGUUUAAAACACUAAAAACGUUGAACUACUGUUUCUGUGAUACAACUGAUCUCAUUUACAUUGACCUAUCAUGGUAAUAAAUAGGUUUUAUCUUCUUGUCUGUUUUUUACUUAGUUUGAGCUAUUACUAGCGCCAUCUAGUAUUGAGGAUGAUUAGUACGGCUAUGAGGCAGAAUUGGACUAAACUAUAAUAUUCAAUAUUAUUAAAAAUGUAAUCAUGCAUAUUAAACAAUAUGAUUAAACAUUAUAAUUAUAUAGUGUGAUAAAAAAUAAAAUACAUUUAAAUUCG